Molecule: messenger RNA, 1279 nt
Organism: Symbiodinium pilosum
Lineage: Eukaryota; Dinophyceae; Suessiales; Symbiodiniaceae
Source: the annotation of a GenBank genome assembly
AUGCAUCACAGCCAAGAGCCCAAUCCCAAGAACCUCCCGAAGCAGCGGAACCUUUUCAGCCUGGCGAAGUCACUGCCCCUGGAGGACAGCGUGGUGGUCGAGAUUGGCUUCAACGCUGGGCAUUCAUGCCUCCUCAUGCUCCUGGCACACCCCAAGCUGCAGGUGAUUGCCUUCGAUCUCUGUGAGCACGCUUACACAAGGGCCUGCUUCGACAUUCUGCAAGCCGCGUUUCCGGGUCGUCUUCGUCUUGUUCCUGGCAAGUCUCAGCAGACCCUGCCAAGAUGGGUAGCAGACCACGAGGAGAGAGCGGAUCUGAUCCACAUCGAUGGGGAUCAUGACCCUCAGGCUGCCAAAGCAGACCUCAAGAACGCAAGAGCGUUGGCAAGAUUGGGGGCCUGGGUUGUCUUUGACGACACCUGCUUCACACCCCUGAAAGCUGUGUGGAACGAGAUGCUGGAAGCGCAGUUCAUCUCAAUACCAGAGAGGCAGUUUUGCGCAACUACCCGGCACAGCAUCGCGCGUUACGUGCAGAAGCACAGCAAGCAAGAUGACCUGCUCUCUAUCUUGCGGCCAGCUUUAGAGCAUCGCGGGCGCAUGCGACAUGUCUUGGUCAUGGCACCAACAGACCACGGGCAGGACAGCCUAUUGGGCUACCUUUGCAAGCACCGGCUGUGGUCAGGGAAGGCUUCGUCCAAGAAGCUCGUGCCCAGCACUACAGAGCGUCAUCAGAGUCACUGGAUCUCACUGCCUCUUCGUUUCGAGCCUCGCGAUGAGCUGCCGCACCUGCUCCAGCUCGUAGCCCCGCACUUUGCGGAUGUCCAGCAGAUUACUGACUGCCUUCCGCUUGCGGAUGGCAUUCUCUUAGUGGUGGAUUGCGCCGAAGGCCUUACAGAAAGCUUCUGCCAGGUGUUUGGCACGGCUGUGGCCCGUGGACUGCAGCCGGUCCUGUUUCUGAACAAGCUGGACAAGCUGCUGUCACUGGAACCUGACAACGAGCUGUGCUACCAGCGUCUCUGCAACAUACUGGAGAGGCUGAACAGCAUGAUUGAGGGCGUUCCAUCCUUGAAGCCUCUGUGUGUGGAGGACGGCAACGUGGUGUUUGGGAGAGGCUCCCUGAGCGUUGCUGAGUCCAUUGGUGGUUGGGGCUUCACCCUGGCCCACUUCAUCACAGAGAUGGCCAAGAAAAAAUCUUGGACUGAGGAACAAGUAGCGAAGCUCACGCCACGCCUAUGGGGAGAUCACUUCUACAACGGGCGCUGGGGAACUGAGGGUGAGCGGG